Paraphaeosphaeria sporulosa is the source of this 1222-nucleotide messenger RNA. RefSeq lists its product as uncharacterized. NCBI's taxonomy places the organism in Eukaryota, Fungi, Ascomycota, Dothideomycetes, Pleosporales, Didymosphaeriaceae. Gene Ontology annotation, cellular component: mitochondrion. The coding region runs from base 126 to 1082 and encodes 318 amino acids. The record is from RefSeq and is a predicted model, not a curated record. The transcript has 3 exons. Gene Ontology annotation, molecular function: oxidoreductase activity.
CCGCAGACUCUUCACUAACAUCCCUGCCGCGCUUGCCAACUGUAAUGCUCGCACGGGCAUUUCGAACACUCUCGCGCCGUUGUAAUCCCCUCCCUUCCACACUACGCGCGCCUUCACUGAGCAGCAUGGUCCAGACGCGCUCCAGAGCGAAAGCAGCAAGCCUCAGCCAUGAAGAGAGAACAGCAGCCGAGCCUCGCGACGAGGGCCUCUACUCGGUGACCAUCGAUACCGUCACGCCAGUCAAUAACCGCAUAAAAACGUUCAAGUUCGCUCUCCGGGGGCAAGACACAUUCAACUUCCAACCAGGCCAAUGGCUCGACGUCCACGUUCCCGGUAUCGAAAAAGCCGGUGGCUUCACCUUGACAUCCACUCCCAGUCAGGCUAGAACAAGACCGGAUGAUGCAGAGCACAAACCUUUCCUUGAGCUAGCUGUGCAAAACAGUCCUAGCAACCCACCUGCAGCAUGGCUAUGGCAGCCACCCGAGGAAAUAAUAGGAAAGGAGGUCAAGGUCAGAGUCGGAGGUAGCUUUGUCUGGCCACCGCCCAAGAUAGACUACGCGACUAUCAAGCGCGCUGUAUUCAUUGCAGGUGGUGUGGGGAUAAAUCCACUUGUGUCGAUGCUGUCGCAUAUCAACGAGCAGGAAGUGGAACCUGAGGUUCGCAUAUUGUAUUCGUCUAAAGUUCCCUCGAGCGACACUCAGCCCGAAGAAGUUCUCUUCCUCACUAGGCUGCUCGACCUGUUCCGCAAACCGCGAACACACUCUACCAAGAAUUGUAUAGAGCUUUUCCUUACGGGAACUUGGGACGGGGCGCCCUUGAAUCGUCGCAACGACGAGCCUAUCCAUCCGCUAAUGUCGCUCACACUGCCGCAAAUACAGUCGGACACUGAAGUGCCUGUUACUGCCUGGACGCAUCGUAUUGAUGAUACUGCGUUAGCAAGCGCUGUAGGCAAUGCGGAUGAAGCACAAGGCACCGUAUUCUACGUCUGCGGGCCGGCCGAGAUGACUGAUACGAUUGUGGACUGGCUGCAAAAGCAACAACACGUAGAUCCAGAGCGCGUUUUCUGUGAGAAGUGGUGGUGACGAACCAAAACCGCCGUACAUAUGUGUACUGGAUAUGAGAAUGCCGUACAUGCAUAUACAUGACCAUAUAUGAGUGGUCUUAAUUCAUAGGUAAAGCAUAUCUACGGGUAACAUGAACCCUAAUCAAAAUUCAAAAUGGA